This is a messenger RNA of Clonostachys rhizophaga, 1461 nucleotides long. Lineage: Eukaryota; Fungi; Ascomycota; Sordariomycetes; Hypocreales; Bionectriaceae. The record is from the annotation of a GenBank genome assembly.
AUGAAACGACCCUCGUGUGGCCAAUGCCAAAGAUCUGGUAUAACAUGCUCCGGCUAUCAGAAAGAGUUCAUCUUCCUGAACAGCACUACGCAAGAAGCCCAGGACGGCUCCUUGUCGCUCGAGAAGGAGAGCUACUCAGCGGGAACUAGAACAAGGAACCCAACAACUGCGGGUUCCGCCGCAUCGAGGGCAGCCGCUACCCGUACAACUCCGGUCGUUCUCCACGCAACUCUUGAGCGCAGUGCCUACGAAAAUAAUGUCAUUGAUGAAUUUUGGGCAUCAUAUCUGCCUAACGGGUGUGCCCCCUCAGAAGAGGUCAUGAAGUACUCCACGUAUGGCUGGACCAGCGUGGCACAAAAUUUACACACAGAGAACCCUAUGAUUCGAGUUGCCCUAUUAGCCAGUGCCUUGGGAAUGAUAGGCAGGCAGAGAAACGACGCGGAAUUUUUCCAGCAAAGCCGCAAAGCCUAUGGAAAGACUCUGUUGGCCGUGGAGAAGUCACUCCGCGAGCCCGGCAAGCAUGAACCCCAUGUUGUCUUGACCGCACUCCGACUUGUUAGCUUCUACGAGGAAGUUAUGACUAACAAAGCCCAGUUGUGGUUUGGGUCAGAUGGGGAUGGCUCAGCGGCUCAGUAUCAUAGACUCAUGGCCCACACGAACGGUACCAUGGCGUACUUGCUUACCAAAGGCCCCGACACAUUUUCAGCAGACUGUGCCCAUCAAUUAUUUUCAGAAUUUCGGUUGUCGCAGGUCGUCGCCGGAUUACAUGCGCACAAGGCCAGCCCGCUUGCUAGUGACGAAUGGAAAAAGAUUCCAUGGAGCCAAAUACCCAAGAACCCCAGGGAUACCCUGUUUGAUAUCAUGCUCGAGUUUCCGGGGCUAUUUGAAGAAAGUGACCGCAUCAAGGCUCUGGGUGAUGGUAAUGAACAGCUGGCACAUGCUCAGUGGCUACUUAGAGAAAAGUGCUACAGGCUCCACGAAGACUUGCAAGCAUGGGCCGAAAGAGAUGGAAAGGAGGCUCUCGAACUAGCAGAGUUAGUGGAUUGGGAAGAAGCUGAUACAGCCAGUUCCACCACCUCUUCAGAAGAGUUCGCUAUGGGCCACCUCCUCAUGCUCCACCAUGCCUCCCGAAUCAUCCUGUAUGAUGCAUUACGCUCUCAGACUGGAAGCAACGUGGAAGCUAUACCCGACUACGUUGACCCGCGGCUCUAUUGCCGCAAGAUGGGGAAUUUUAUACCCUUUUUCCUAGCGCCCAAUGCUGGCUCUGUCUUCCUCGAUAUGACGGUAUUUCCCAUCACAGUCGCUCUCGAUUACUUGAGUAGGAACGAGGAGAAGGAACCAUCGACUGAGAAGCUUCUGCUCCUUCGGGCUUUCCAAGGCCAUAUCGGCACAGUCGCCUCAUUGCUGUUAACAAGCUACCAGAGAACACGGAAGACGGAGGGAAGACCUAUCCUAGAGUAG